AGGAAAGAGCCGCAGCGAAUUUUACUUCAGUCGCCAUGUUUACGACAAACUUGGCGUUGUGGUGUGCGACGUACGCCACUCAACGCCUAUUGGCUCGGUUUGAAUUCUCACAGAGAGCUCCCAGACCCUUUAUCUGUGUAGAAUUAAACAGAGGAGGAGUCUGGCAGGCCAGGAUAGGAGAACAAGUGAGAAGCUAAACAACUGUGGCUAGUGAGGUGCAAACAGCAAAUACACCCAUCAACUAAAAUUUAACCACAUUCAAAUAGUCACGUGAGGAAUAUCACUUUAUUUAGCAUUUUUCUUUAAAUAAAGUAAAUAGGGCAUUAAUUAGAAGUGUUUUACAUUCUGAUAGACAUUUAACUUUUUUCUGAAAAGGAUCAAUUAAUGACACUGAUUUGGGCUACAGCUUUAUUUUACACGGCUAACAAUAAUGAAUGUGUGACUGAAGUUUUUGAGCCUCCUGUGAAAAGGACUGUAAGUGUGUGCUUUCAUACAGACAUAGAGACUAAAACAGCCACGUAAGCUGCUGACGUCCUCUCUGUGUCAGUGGUCAAAGGUUUCACUUGACUGAAAAUCGAUGAGGCGGCUGAAGGACGUCCAUCUCAGAAUAAACACAAACUAAUUCUGUCAGCAGGCAAAGAAAAGGUGUCACACACAAAACACAGUUUUUAAGACAAUUUAAAACAUAAUUGAAUGAUUUUUGUCUAUGAAAGGUAACUAAGUUGUACAUAAAAUAGUCAUAUAUUUAAGACUGAAACGCAAGAUGUCAGCGUUCCGGCUGGCUUGGAUCAUGUUAUGUUUUUAUAGGAUGGAAUUGUGGUAAAAUACAUCAUGGAACAAGGAAACCUAAAUGUGUCUAUAGAACUUGUAAAAAAAAAAAGGUACAAAUCUGUACUAUUUUUAAUUAUAACUGAAAGAGUAAUGUCAGGGCGCCCAUGUGAUGAUGUGGCAUAGUUGCUUAUACCGUCUAAAAGCUUUACCCAACACAAAUUAAAAUGUUUUUGUAACGAGCUGACUGGCGGAUCCGUAAAAACACCCAACACAGAAUGACAGUUAAACAAGUUUAUUUAAAGGAGAGAGGCAAAGGUAAUGUCAGGAGGCAGGAGGUCGUUACCGGGAGAUCUGAAACAGAGAAUAGUCCACAAGGGAGAUCCAGGAAGCGAAGUCGGGGACGGAGCAGAGUCGGAGCCAGAGGGUCAGAACGGCAGCGGUGCAGAUAAGGUAAAUCCAAGAAUCAGGUUCGGAGACGGAGCAGAGUCGGGGAUCAGGAGGCAAGUGCGGAUGAGCGCUUUGAUGCUACGUUUCACACCAACGUCCUGGUGAACGCAUCAGGCUACUGUCAGUACAUCCCCCCGGGCAUCCUGAAGAGCACCUGUUACAUAGACGUUCGCUGGUUCCCUUUCGACGUGCAGAAAUGUGACCUGAAGUUUGGCUCGUGGACUCACAAUGGCUGGCUUUUGGACCUCCAGAUGCUCGAUGUGGACACAUCCACCUACAUAUCAAAUGGAGAGUGGGAUCUUGUUGGUGUACCAGCCAAACGUAAUGAGCUGUAUUACGAGUGCUGUAAAGAGCCCUAUCCUGAUGUAACCUUCACAGUCACUAUGCGCCGCAGGACUUUAUAUUAUGGUCUAAAUCUGCUCAUUCCCUGUGUGCUGAUCUCCGGAUUGGCCCUGCUGGUCUUCCUUCUACCUGCGGACUCUGGAGAGAAGAUCUCUCUGGGCAUCACUGUGUUGCUGUCGCUAACCGUCUUCAUGCUUCUGGUGGCAGAGAUCAUGCCGGCCACAUCAGACUCCGUGCCUCUUAUUGCUCAGUACUUUGCAAGCACCAUGAUGAUUGUGGGAAUGUCAGUGGUGGUGACCGUCAUUGUCCUGCAGUUUCACCAUCAUGACCCUCACGGGGGUAAGAUGCCCAAGUGGGUUCGUGUGGUUCUAUUGAACUGGUGUGCCUGGUUUCUCCGUAUGAAACAACCAAGUGAUGAGCGUAAAAGGCCUAGACACAAGCACCGUCACCCCUUCCAGCAUCACUCCAGGACCAGCUCCAUAGAGAUGGGCACCAUGCCAAGCCUCACUGUGCCUCUGUCACAGACGUCAUGCCCAACAGGCAACUCCAAUGGUUCCAUGAAUCUCUACUUUGGCAGCUAUCACCCUAUUGACAGCCCACACUGCCCCCCCUCUAGCGACUCUGGGGUCGCACUGGGUGGGCGUGCCCAUGGCUCACUCAGCGAUGACACUGAACCACCUGGAGGACUUACUAGUGGUGUUGGAGAUAUGGGAAUGGGAGUGAUCAUCCCUCCACCGGAGAUCCAGAGUAUUUUGGAGGAGGUGUCAUACAUAGCCCAGAGGUUCCGGGACCAGGAUGAAGCUGAGGCCAUCUGCAGUGAGUGGAAAUUUGCGGCAGCCGUGGUGGACCGUCUGUGUUUAGUGGCCUUCUCGCUCUUCUCAAUCAUUUGCACUUUCACCAUUCUGAUGUCAGCUCCCAACUUCAUAGAGGCUGUUUCAAAGGAUUUCACAUAACUGACUGAAGCUGGAAAGAAGUAGGUGUAAAUAAUCAGAGAUUAAAACAAACUGAAAUGAGAGGACUGAAGAGGGAUGUCCUCAACUAACCAUCGGAUCACAGGUGGGCCGGUAGUGUUUUUCAGAAACUUUGUGUUGAUAAACUGUUCUGUCAACCAGCUUUAAAUGAGGUCAGCAGCUUGAUAUGUUGAGAAACAUUUAACGUCUUACUUGUAAUCUAAUUUGUAAAAUGUUUUAAAGGUUUGUGUGAUUCAGAAUUAAUUUUUUGUUCAAUCAAUUAACUUUAUUUAUAAAGCACUAUCCACAACUGCCAAGGUUGUCCAAAAUGCUGGGAAUGACAUAAACAUUUAAGUCACAAUAAAAUACUAAUAAUAGUAAAAAUACAUUUAAUUUAUAGGUGGCCUUACAAGAAGGUGACCUUACAAGAAACGUGAUGAAACUUUACAGAUAAAACAACGAUGAGACCAGCCAUGCUCAAAAUAUGGUCUGCAGCAGCAUUUUGGAGGAGUUGAAGUCAAUAAAGGGAUUUGAGGGGGACACCAAAGGGGAGAAAAUAGCAAUAAUCAGUCCCAGAGGUGACAAGGGUGUGUGCAAAGAUGGCUGUAGCAUGGGGAGUGGGAGGGGCAGAGUCGAUUGAUGUUGCUUAAGUGAUGACAGGCAGAGCAAAUGGUGGUGUUGAUGUGGGCUUGGAAGGGCAGAGUGCUGUCAAGGAUGACACCCAGACACUACAUGGGGGGAUGGAAGGAUACAGGAAUCAUCGAUGUUAAUAUAUAAGCUGGAAGAUUUGUUUAGAGUGAAGGGUUUCCCUACAAAGAGGGGCAGCUUGCAAGGGAGACUACAGGAAAGAUUGCAUUAGGUUCAGAGGAGAUAUAGUCCUGGGUGUCAUCUGCGUAGCAGUGGAAGUUGAUCUUGUGUUUGCAAAAGAUAUGGCCAAGCGGUAGCGUGUGGAUGAUUAAUAAAAGGGGUCCCACUACAGAGUCCUGAGGAACACCAGCAGAGUCAGGAAAGGGAUGGGAAGAAAAGGACUUUGAUUGAACAAACUGGAAUUUGUUUAGAAGGGUUGAAUGAGAAAUAGUGUCAAAGACUUCACUAAGAUCAAGGAGGAUGAAAAAAACAGUAAAAGAAAAAUAAAGUUAAACCAGCAUUAAGUUGUAGACAUAAAAACAAUACAUUCAUGGGAUAUUGCUCUCACCUUCUCAGUGGCCUAGUGGUUGAGUGUCCACCCUCUGACUGGGACAUCGUGGUUCAAAUCCAGUCUGGUCAUACCAAAGACUUUAAAAAUGUGACCCAAUGCCUCCCUGCAUGACACUCGACUUUAAGGGGUAAGUUUGGGGCAUCAAACCACCAAAUAUUUCCCGAGCACAGCCACUGCUGCAGCUUACCUCUCCCCACAGGGAUGGGUCAAAUGCAGAGAUGUAAUUUAACCGGCUUAUUAUGAUAACUAAUGGGACUUUAACUUCAUCAAGUAUUGUGCUGAAGGCUAAUGAAUAAAAAUGAGUCAUUAGUUAAUGCUUAAAUUAUUGCAAAGAUGGAGCUUAUCUGACGCCCAAAGGUAGACUGGUCCAGUGUGUAAAGCCGCUUUCACAUCAGGGCCCAGGUAUGGUACAGUGUUUGGGUAGCCUGGUUCUUUUCCAUGCUCAGUCCUCUUCCCAAGGUGGUCUGCUUCAGGCUGAACUGUCCCAAUACAUCCACUUCCAGCUGAUUGACUGGCUCAAAUGCAUGCCUACAAUUAAGGGGAGCCUUUGAUUGGCAGGUAGAAUUAGCCACCAGUGGCUUCCUGAAUGCAUACACCUGCUCUGACUGAAGCUGUCUCUGUCUCUCACUGAGAUGUGCUGUGAGGAGCACACACAUACACCGGCAGCGCUGCCGAGGUUUGAGCUGCCCCACGCAAGGCCAGACACAGCAGGCUAGAUGAAGUACCAAAGUCAGAGUCAAACACUGCUCAUGGCCACCUUUGUUUAAUUUAAGGGAGACACCACAGACUUUUCUGAGUGUCUUUUGCCCCGCCCAAGUAUGAGAUACACACACACACAUCUGACUGGCUACCUUCACACAAUCUCCUGCCGAUUUGUAGAAAAUCUGGAAUCAGAGAAUAAAGUGUUGUAAAUUACACCUGAUAAACACUUUAUUACUAGGUUAUUUAUUUGACAGCAGUUCAUGAUUAGAUCUCUCUGACAAAAACAACAAAGUAGUUUUACAAUUUUAAGGUAAAACUGUUUAGUACAUUUAGUUCUACAUGUAGUACAAUCUGUACAUAAAUCAGAGUACACAUUGAAGGAUUUAGGGAAUUAGGUUAAGAUGUUUGUACUCUGGGAUGAAGCCAAAAAUCAGUUGAUCUAUUCAGUGGAUUCUCUGACUGCUCUGCUUUAAAAACAUGAUUCUGUCUCAAAUUGGCACUGGCUAUCACAAAGUUAUAAUUCUGAAAAAAAAGACUAUUCAGCUAAUUAAAGUGUAUCUAAUUAUGAGAUUUAAAAAAACAUAAUUUCUCAAUUUUAAAACUUUUUUAUCUGGUCUUUGUCUCAUUUUCAGAUAAAUCUUUGUUUCCUAUUAUGCUUCCUAGGUUUUUCUUCAUUUGCAAACUAGGUCACAGCUUUUUUUAAAGACAAUUUUUAUUUCCAAAUGCCAUUCCAUAUUAAGAAAAGUAAUUAACUGAUAAUAUUUUUCCUUUUCAAACUAGAAAUUGCUUUACUUGUUUUCUAAAAUUCUAAUAAUCCUGCACAUUAAGCUGUAUAAUCCAACUAAAAAAACCUGUUAAAAAUAAUCAAUCUAGCCUCCAAAAUCUAGCCUCCAAAACCAGGCCAAGUUUUACUAGAAUGCUUACCUGCUGUGAAACUGCCCCCCCAGUCCAAUAAAGACUCAAAACAUUUUAGUGUCUCUAUAAUAAAAUCAUUAAUAUGUAAAUAACAUUAUAAAGUUGGAAUUUUCUUUUAUAACGUAAAACUAAUGAAAUAGCAAUAGAAAUGCAACAUUUGAUACAAAACUGAAAUAACAUUUUAAAGCCAAACAAACAGAUUCUAAAAAUAAUAAUAAUUAUCUGAACCAGGCGGAACACAGAGUAAAACCUCCUUUAAAAGACUGUUCUACAAAGACUACAAACUAAAAGUUAUGAAACACACACCAACAAGGGCAAAGGCAUUGUUACACAUUUUAGACUCUUUGUUGUGAGUCUAAUGUGUUACCCUGUGGGCAUGUGUGAUUAGUUCACAUUUUAGUGGUUGACUUGGUUGUAUAUUUACUGCAAGUUUUGCGAUGUUGCAAAGUUUUGCUGCUUUAAGACUAUAAACAUUAGACCCGUUUGUGGUGAAAAACCUGUACAUUUUAUAAAAAGAAAAAAUGUCCUUUACCUGAACAGCUGAAAGAGACUGGGAGUUGUAGAUGUGUUCACAUGCACUUCUUGUUGUAGCUUAGGUUGUUGGUCUCUUUGUCUCUGUCAUUCUGUGUGUUUUUGACUCUGUGUUAAUAAAAAGGCUAUUUAUUCUCAGUA
This is a messenger RNA of Nothobranchius furzeri (turquoise killifish), 5997 nucleotides long. RefSeq names its product neuronal acetylcholine receptor subunit alpha-7. The record is from RefSeq and is a predicted model, not a curated record. NCBI's taxonomy places the organism in Eukaryota, Metazoa, Chordata, Actinopteri, Cyprinodontiformes, Nothobranchiidae. Gene Ontology annotation, biological process: monoatomic ion transmembrane transport; regulation of membrane potential; synaptic transmission, cholinergic. Gene Ontology annotation, molecular function: acetylcholine-gated monoatomic cation-selective channel activity; acetylcholine binding; acetylcholine receptor activity. Gene Ontology annotation, cellular component: plasma membrane; neuron projection; postsynaptic membrane.